Cynara cardunculus var. scolymus (artichoke) is the source of this 583-nucleotide messenger RNA. RefSeq lists its product as uncharacterized. The record is from RefSeq and is a predicted model, not a curated record. The transcript has a single exon. Lineage: Eukaryota; Viridiplantae; Streptophyta; Magnoliopsida; Asterales; Asteraceae. Bases 15 to 344 code for a protein of 109 amino acids.
AUCAGUUUCACCAAAUGGAAGGAAUCACCACCGCCACCGCCGGAAACCCCACACUUUCACCAUCUCCAACCACCACCACCGCUGCCACCGGAAACCCGACACCUCCACCAUCUCCAACCACCACCACUGUAUCUCAGGCAAAGAAGCCACGCUACGAUAGAUGCUUCUCCUUCAUGGAGAUAUCGAUCGACCCAAGUAUCAAAUCCCUCAAAAGACUCGAUUCGAGGAAGUUCAAGUUCGAAAUCCAAAGAUGGGCAAAAGCAGUUGUUAGAUAUGCCCGCCAAGUCAGCGAUCACUUCGCCACCCGCCAAGUCAGCAAAGACAACUCCAGCUCACGUGGCUAACUGAUCAUUUAUAACCAGAAUGAUCAGCCACCCUGAAAGGGUCUGUUUGAAAACAGAACAAUUCCAUCGAUGACUGAAUGCAAGUUAAUCACCAAGAUGGUGAUGUGAACCACGAGGGGUAAAGGGACAUUGGUCCAACCGUACCCGGGUUGUCGGUAUAUCCUAGCGUCCCUAGAGGUAAAAGGUUCAAACCUCACCACCGUUGUAUAUAAAUAUUAUAUACUUGUAAAAUAGUGUGU